Molecule: messenger RNA, 597 nt
Organism: Lactuca virosa
Lineage: Eukaryota; Viridiplantae; Streptophyta; Magnoliopsida; Asterales; Asteraceae
Source: the annotation of a GenBank genome assembly
AUGAGACAACGAUAUUCCAGCUCAUUACCACAAGACACUCAUGCAGUGUAUACCCAUGACUUUAGAGGACAUAUGACAUAUUACUAUCAUUGUUUUCUCACAACAAUGAUAUAUCGUGCCAGGAGACGCUCAUUCCUCUUUUGCCCUCGUACGCAUGGUUUCAUAAAACACACACCCACCUUUCACUCGAUCAUCUUUCUGGUCUUCUCCCUCCUCCGACCAACUUCAGCGCCUCCCACCUCCUCCCAUCGUCGACCUCGCACAGCACCGUCGCACCCAUCGUCGCCUCGCCAAGUUACGACCACCGACGCCAAGCUCUCUGACAGCGCCGGCAGGACCCAACCACCAUCUGGAAAAGAAGAAACCCAGGCGACUUUUUCUAUAACAUACGACUCUUUUCAUUUGAAUUUCAAGUUUACAUGGCAGAGUCGACAUGUCUCCUGCAUUCUCUACCUUAACCCAACAGCCAUGUGUGCAGGGAGUAAAAAUUCAAAGAUAUUUGGGUUCAAUGGGAGGGACAUGGAUGCGCUUUAUGGGCAAUGUUGGAUAGAGACAACAUCACAAAGGUGUUUGCUCGAUGAAGAUCGUGAUCGCUAA